Molecule: messenger RNA, 3931 nt
Organism: Portunus trituberculatus (swimming crab)
Lineage: Eukaryota; Metazoa; Arthropoda; Malacostraca; Decapoda; Portunidae
Product: innexin inx2-like
Biological process (GO): phototransduction
Cellular component (GO): plasma membrane; gap junction
Molecular function (GO): gap junction channel activity
Source: RefSeq, a predicted model, not a curated record
GUGUGCAUCGGGCUGUCGGCGGUCAGUGGUUGGUGGGCUGUGGCAGUGAGAGGAAGUGUGUUGGUGGUGUGGGGUAAUUUUUUUUAUUAUUGAAACGCACCAGGUUGUUUGUGUGUUGGAAGGUAGGCUGAAGGUGCAAGUGUUGUGGUGCGUGAGGAGUCCCGGGUUUUGGACACAAGUUGGUGUCUUUUUGUUAUCUCGGGGGACGCAACACAAGAAUAAGCCGCCAAAAUGAUGAAAUAUUUGGCAGCCGCGAAAGUGCUAAAGAAACAUAAGGCUCAGGUGGAUAAUGCAGUGUUUCACCUUCACUAUCGGGUGACUUUUGUAAUAUUCAUUAUAUCCGGAGCUCUUGUGACAGCAAAGGAAUUCAUCGGGGCGCCAAUAGAAUGCAUGUCCAAAGCGAUCCCCGGCAAGAUCCUCAACACCUUCUGCUUCAUCAUGUCCACCUUCAGCGUACCCAAGCACUGGGACAAGCCGCUGGGCGACGGCGUGCCUCACCCUGGCGUGGGCUUUGUGGAGCCUGAAGACGAAAUAGUGUACCACGCUUACUACCAGUGGGUUCUCGUCCUGGUGCUGCAGGCCAUCAUGUUCUAUGUACCGCGGUACCUCUGGAAGAACAUGGAAGGUGGGCUGUUCGUCACCAUCUUGGCUGGCCUUGACAAGAUGACAAUGGACGAGAGCAGCAGGCACAAAAGGCACAAAGUGCUCGCCCAGUACAUGAUCAAACACCUGCACAUGCAUAUGAACUGGGCCAUAAGGUUCUUCCUUUGCGAGGUGCUGUGUCUGGUGGUGGUGGUGGGCAACAUCUACUUCACUGACCUGUUCCUGGGCGGCACUUUCCUCACCUACGGCACGGAGGUCAUCAACUUCCCUGACAUGGACCCCGAGAAGCGCAUCGAUCCCAUGACACGCAUCUUCCCCAGAGUCACCAAGUGCACCUUCAGGAAGUUCGGGCCUUCGGGAACCAUCGAGACCCACGACACCAUGUGUGUGCUGGCGGUUAACAUCAUCAACGAGAAGAUCUACAUUUUCAUCUGGUUCUGGCUGGUCUCUCUCACCACCAUCACCGCUGUCUGGCUCGUGUAUCGCCUCCUCGUCAUCGUCUCCUCCGAUGUGCGCUUCAAGCUUCUGCAGGCUCGUGGGCGCUGGGCUGGCCGCCAGAACCUUGAUCUCAUUGCUAAGAAGUGCAAUCUCGGAGAUUGGUUCCUGAUCUACCAUCUUGGACGCAACAUGGAGCCAAUGGUCUAUGGGGAGUUCCUCAAGGAGUUUGCCAAGGAGCUGGAGAAUUCAGUUUCAACCCUGGAACGUAAACCAAUGUUGGUAGGAAGCUAAUUAAGGAAGAGAUUUGAGGUGAAGAAUUAGUUUAGAAUAAAUGUGACUGUGAGGGCAAAAGGGAUUCUUAGUUUACUCAAAUCACUUAGAUACUGACAAAAUUGUUUAUCUUCUUUCUUGUCUCUGUCAUGACGUAAGCAUUUAUUUUCACUAGAAGGAUAAUUUAUUUAGUUGUUUACUUUGUGUAAGAAAGUAACAGCUCAGUAUGAGUGAAUAAUAAGAAUUAUUUAUAUAUACUGGGUGCCAGUCAACAGUGAACAGGAAAUCCAUCUGAUCUUAUUCUAUUCUAAUCCUGGAUCAAGAUCCAAGAAAACAAAACUUAAUGCUUUGUUGGUUACUAAAUUUUCUCUUCUAAGUAGAGUGGCCAUGGUAGAAAAGUAACCUUUCAUAUAUUAUUUUCAUAUAUUAAUAGCAAUAUUCUUUCUUAUUAGUAUUUUACUAUUUUCAAAGAGCUACCCUAUCAACUUCUGAAUAUGCCAAACACUGAACAGAUACAAUUGUGACUCCUUCAGGCAAGACAACUGACAGAAAAAAAAAUUAUUGCAAAGAAGUUUUGGUAAUGGAGAUGAGAUAAAUUUGUUGCGAAGCACCCAAUAUGGAUAGAACAUUGUAUAGAUCUGGAAAAGAAUUCUUUUGUUUAUCUCCUUGCUUCUGAGUGCCACCCUUAUAAUGAACUCUUAAUUAGGGAUAUUAUAUGGAUUUUACUGAGUUCAGUAUAGUUCAAUUUAUCAAUGCAAUGUAUUAUUUUUUAGUCAGUAACUUGCCACAAAUCCCAUCAAUAAUUGUCUUGAAUUAGAUUUUUAUGAUGUUUACCCUGAAAAAUAUCAUGUUCACAAUAAAAUAAUUUAAUAACAGUUCAUUAUUAUCUCAAAUUUGUUACAACUUUUAGAUGUUGCUAGAUACUCAAACUAUUGCUUUCUAAAAUAUGCAUUUAAUAUAAUUUAUCAUAAAAGAGGCAGGAUGAGUGGACUGUCAAGUAGUGCUUAGCAGUUUUGUAGAUGUGGAUAAAUAAUAAUAAGGAGUUUGAAGCUCUCUAUAUGGUCAUAUUCCACUAAUGAAGAUGACCAGCAGAACUGUGCCAUGGUGGUUAAAAGUUAAUUGCUCUGAGGGAGCUGGACUGUGCCUGUAUCAAUGUCACACUCAUACACUGGUGGUUGAAUUGAUACGAGUUGUAUUUCAAAGUUGGUGAUGGUGUUCAAAAAUUGCUCAUUUUUGUAAAGUAUUAAUGCAUAAUAUAAUAUGCAGCAAAUGAAUAAGUCUGUCAAUCUUUUGAUUUUGAAAUGGACUUUGAGAUGAUCAUUCAGUCUCUGUCUUUAAAUCAAGACAUUCAUGAGAAUAUAAUAAUGACAUGCAUAACACUGUUAGACAAGCAGUUGAGCUGCUUUCCACAAUCUAGUAGUAGCUUUUUAGGUGAAGUUUUUAUCCAGCUAUACACCUCUGUUGCCCCUCGUAGAAAUAGCUCAAAUAAUGUAUUAUAAUUUUGAACAAGGUAAUUUUGGGUAAUGUUGAGGUUAUAACUAUUAAACCACCAAGAGGCCUGAUAACCUAAUCAUAAUUCAAGAUCUCUAAUUUCAAAUUUCUGCCAUGCAAAUAUAUCUUAGCUCAUAAUAAUCCUUGGUCUUCUUCCAUUUGCUUGCUUUAUUACAAAUUUAAUUGCUCAAAAGAUGCCUUUUGAACCUCUGAUAGCUGUAGAUCAUUCUUGACAUUCUACAUAAUGACCUUGCAAAAUAAAAUAGUUUCAGACUCCAUUUGUGAUGAUGCUUUUAUCCACAUCUUGAUGUUUUAUACAUCCCAUCCCCACUUAAUUCAUGACUGGUAUUUUUAAGAAAUUAAAGCAUAAUACAUCAUCACAGCUACAUUAGAACUAUGGCAACUGAGAUAAAACAACUAGUUAUUAUAACACUACAACUUUGCAAAAAAGAAACUUUGCCUGUGAUCAUUUCAUACAAAAAGGCCAAGUAUUUAUUGCCUUGUAUCCAAUCAUUAUUCACAUACUUUGUGGUGUGUGUCUUCAUAAUUAAUGUUAAGUUAAAUUACUGCUGUUUGCAUAUUGUCCUUUUUAUACAUUUGCAGUAUUUAGCUAUUAUACUUUUAAGACUAUAUGUAAUGGGCAAUAAUGAAUGUAGUAAAAUCUCAGUCACUCUCAACACUCAUUUCCCAGGGUAGAGCAGCUAUAUGAGCUAUAUAAAAUCUUUUCCUUUCCAUGAACACAAAGUUAUGAAUAGGUUCAUGGAAAUGCCAAGAUUUUGUUCACAACUAGUAGUGCCUAGUUGUUUGUGUAGAGGAUGGAUGCUAUAAUUUAUCAUACAUUGCAAGCUUUCUCUAUCCUCAAUGAAGUUGAAUGUUGUCUUUGUGCUAUUUCAAAAUAGAAAACUGUAUGAAAGUUAGUCGUGUCAUUAUUGUCUGUCUUUAUACAUGUUUUUGAAUGUUGACACUGCCAUAUUGGAAGUGCUUUAUUGUGGCCUUGGUUGACAAUGUCCAAGUAGUAAACAUCUAAAUGCCAUGAUAGGAUCUAUAUUUCUAUAAACUACCCCAAAUGGUAUUGUGUGUAUAAUGUAAGAAUCUGUAUUUUGUGAAAUAAAUGAAAUUUGAAAAGAGA